Saccharomyces kudriavzevii IFO 1802 is the source of this 2124-nucleotide messenger RNA. RefSeq names its product Zip2p (gene ZIP2). The transcript has a single exon. Bases 1 to 2124 code for a protein of 707 amino acids. Lineage: Eukaryota; Fungi; Ascomycota; Saccharomycetes; Saccharomycetales; Saccharomycetaceae. The record is from RefSeq and is a predicted model, not a curated record.
AUGAAUAGUAGAGUUUGGGAAGUCAAAGUUCCUCAAUGUAAUUAUGAUGUGGGCGGCUAUUUUGCUCUAUCAAGAAGUUUGAGGGAAAACAUUAAAUUGGAAAGAAGAGCGCAAAAGUAUUUGAAGGAGCUGAAAGCUUUGCAAAUCAAACCCUUAGAAAUUAUAAGAUCCAAAAUCUCUGGUACAAUCAAUGGUGAAGAAUAUUUUUUAGAGGCGGUCCACCCCACAUCGCGGAAACAAAGGACAACUAUAACCGUUCACGAAACGUGGGACAUCGCAAAUCGCGAGCAAGAUAUCGAAGAGGUGCUAUUGUAUGAGUCACUUAGAGAAAAGUUGAAAAUCGAGAAACAGGACAUGAUAUUUUUUAAGUGGAUAAAAAAUCUUUCAGCCCAACUAUAUUUCCCGCUUCAACAGCCAGUAUCGAAGAACAAGCUGGCAGACAGUAAUAUGAAAUUGAGCUGGUUCAAUAUUCCCACUCUUAAAAGGAGUAGCUCACAGAAAAAUGCAUCGCCCCCAAACUUAAGAUAUAUGCCGUCUGCCUUGGAAGCACGAUACAACAAAUUGACGGAGGAAAAGCUGGACUUCUGCGUUAAAUUUUCUGAUGGAUCUCUAUCAGACUGGGACCCCAAAUUUUUCGAGCAGGCAUACGAUAAUUACCUUUUAAAACUUCUUCCGGCUAAAAGAUUCUUAAAAAAUAAUAACCAACGUUGCAAGCGCAGUUCUAAGGCUAGUCUGAAAAAUUGGGCUGUAACUACUCCAGAAUGUGACCAGGAACUUGACGUUUUUGAGAGAAGUUACGAUGAACUAUUUAAUACUCACUUCAAUAAACUAGAAUUUUUCAAAAUAAGAGUUAAAAAGGCGAAAAGGAAUAAGCCAAUUGGAAAGAGGACUCAAGGAAUAUGGUGUUUGGACAAAGAAGAUCUAAAGAUUUUGGUGUGGAAUCCUCUGAAAAAAAUUUGCAAUCACACUUGGGAUACAAUAUUUAGAAAUGAGACCAUAAAUGAAGAGGUCUAUUCAAUUAAAAGAAUGAGGCUAAAAUUUCAAAAACUAGAUUCUAGUUCCCUUGAACUCAUUGAUAAUCAAAGGAAAACGUUUGGCACUAUAAAGCUUGCAAUGGGUUCACCAAAUGAAAAGGCAGUUGAAAACACGACAUUUGAAGAAAGCGAAAGAAAUGAUACAACAGCUGACGGCAUCGGCAAAUUAGACCCGAAUAAUUCUAUUUUAUCCUCCAAAGUGGAUAUCAAUACUUCGUUAGCACCUCAAAAGAGAUCUUUCAUCGACAACGAGCUGAUGUCCAUAUUAGCCACUAAAAAAAAGUUCAAGAAGCACAGAGAAGGCAGUGGAAAUGCCACAAAUAUUUCUUCUACUUCAUAUUUAAUAAAUUCUGGGACAUAUGCAAACCCUCAAGGCGAAACCUCAGUUACGAAUUCUGUUUACGACGACAACAGAGAUUUUUCAUUUAAUAGUUCAUCAAUAAGGCAUUCAAUAUUAGAAGAUGGUAUAGAAAAUAAAUGCAUAGCUGUGAAUGCAAAUAAAAUGACUGAAAACCAGAAGGUGAUUCAGUCAUUAUGUAAAAAUUCUCAGCUGAAUCUUAUCGAACAACCUUAUAUUGGCGAGUGUGACUUCAUUAUAAACCAUUCAACAUGUUUAUAUAAAAUUCAAAUUAAUCAAUUUCUCCAGCUCAGGGAAAAUGGGCCAUUGUAUUAUGAUAAAGCAAUCAACGAUCUAUUAACUGAAUUUCAUAAAGUCAUUAUACUUGUUGAAUUUUCUGAAAUACUACAAGAUGUUGAUCCAGAUCUCUUCUGGAAGGUCAGAUUCUACUUGUUGCAUCCACAUAUAGAAGUUUUUUUCAUUCAUAAGGACGCAAACCUAUUUAUUGAUUGGAUGAAGUACUUCAUUACAAAGUGGGCGCUUCCAUAUGAUGGUGAGAAAGUAGAAAACAUGGCAUGUAUUGAUGUUCUUCUGGAUUUAGGCUUCAAUAUCCUUUUAGUACGAAGAAUUUUCCAAACAUACAAUUUGCAGGAGUUUUUCAUAGCUAUAAUACAGGAAGAAAGCCAAGCUGUUGAGUUGCUAACUAUUUCACAGAUGACUAGACUAAAAAAGUUGCUGACUUUAGAAUGGUGA